Messenger RNA from Trichomonas vaginalis G3, 1341 nucleotides. RefSeq lists its product as uncharacterized. The transcript has a single exon. NCBI's taxonomy places the organism in Eukaryota, Parabasalia, Trichomonadida, Trichomonadidae. The record is from RefSeq and is a predicted model, not a curated record. Bases 1 to 1341 code for a protein of 446 amino acids.
AUGUUCUACAAAUAUAUUACUGAAGAAGAAAUACAUGAAGGCAAUGAUACAGAAGUCAAGUUAUCUAAAGAUAAGAUUUCAGGAAAUAUUCCAAUUGAUAUCCUGAUAUCCGAGGCAUAUAAACUUGCUUUGUGCUUUAAUAGUUUUCAGGAAAGUAAAGAUUUCCUUAAAGGGAUUGCAGCAUCUUACAGAUACAUCUCAGAAUUUCAUGAUCCCCUUUCAAUUCUUGUUCUUGUUAUCCACAGAUUCAUAACUUUUUAUAAUGAAACAAUAAUUCAUUCCAAAGAUAUUUCUGGAAUUCAUGAACAUUACAAUGAGUUUGAUCAUAUUCAGUCAUUUGGAACUACCAGAUCUGAAGAAAGAAUAGGGAAUGGAAGAUUUUGCUUUAUUUAUGAAAAAGGAAAAUUUUAUGAAGCACAAAAUAAUAAUAAAGUCGUCAACUAUCCAACUUUUAAUUUAAUGCGAUCUAAAUCAGGACUCAUUGAUGUUGAUUCAUCAAUUCCAGUUUGGUUCCAAUCUAUCGUAAUUACCCCAGUCAGCCAAGAUUUAUGGGACUAUGAAGAAGAUAAUGAUCAAGAUUAUGAAAAUAUUAAUGGUGAAUUGAUUAAUGAUGUAAUUUCGAUAUUGGAAAAUGGAUUAAUUGUACCAUGGUUCAUUGAUACGGAGUUUAAAACCGGAAAUAUAAUGAAUAACUAUGACUUUAUCAAUGAAUUGCAUGACAUUCUGAACGCAGAUAUAUAUGGAGAUAUAAGAAAUCUUGAUAUCAGUUAUUUCAAUUUAUGGGAAGAUUUACCUCUUUAUCUCAUUAAAUCAAUUAAUGCUAUCAAUAGUAAUGAGAAUGGCUACGAAGAUACAAAUAUUAACAUUUCUGUACAUAAAAAAAUUGAUGCAUUAAAUUUUUCAUGCUCAAAUUAUUCAUUCAAUGAAAAUGAAUUCGAUUUGAUUGAUGACUCCAUAACUGAGAGAAAUGAAAUACUAUCAUUUUCUCAACGAAUUUUUUCAGUGGAUAAAGAUAUCAUAACCCCGAUAUAUGUUAUGGGAAUUGAAUCAUUGAAAACAUUCUUUUCUGGGACACUCAAAGAAAGAUGUGAUUACUUCAUGACUGACAACAAAAGCAUAAUUGAGAUCUUUCUACAUUCAAUAUUUGUUGAUGAUGGUUCUUGUUCAAUCAUCAAUAUUGCAAAAAUGUUAAUUCAAGAUGUUGUAGAUUCGAAUAUAUGGAAAGAAGCAGAAAUGCAGAUCGAUAAUGAAGUAGCACAAUACUUAAAUGGUAUGAUAUGCAUGAUUAAAUGCUAUAUCCAAGUUUUGAAGGACAAAUUUAAUGAUAGAGAUCUAAAAUAA